Messenger RNA from Drosophila persimilis, 1497 nucleotides. RefSeq lists its product as uncharacterized. Lineage: Eukaryota; Metazoa; Arthropoda; Insecta; Diptera; Drosophilidae. Bases 1 to 1497 code for a protein of 498 amino acids. The record is from RefSeq and is a predicted model, not a curated record. The transcript has a single exon.
AUGCCGCUGGAUCAGGUGAUAUCAGAGCUUGUGCGCAGCAAUUGCCUCAGUGUGGUGUUGGUGAAAUCGUUGGACCUGUUCAAGCCGGGCACAAUCACCAGCGACAAGGAGAAUGAGGAUGUCAUCAAAAAUAUUGAUAUUAGUCCCAGUGCAAUAUUCUGGAUCGAGAAAAACACCCAGCACCGCAUCCUAGUGGGAGAAUACUUCGAUUUUGAGAAUGUUAAUGAGGCCAGAGUACUCAUAGACUGCAUUUUUCUCAACCUGAAGCUGUGCGAAACAAAUUUUGGGCGUCUGAUGAGCCAAACGGUAAGGGUGGAGAUCAAGGGUUUGCGCAUUAACCUGGUCGCCAACAAGCCCUUUUCGCUGCACUGCAGCAACUGUGCCAAAGAACUGAGUCAGAUGCGAGCAUACCGUCUCGUUGCUCCGCUGCCCGGAGUCGCCAUGAGAGUGCCACGGGACUGCUGGGAUAACUUUGAGGUGACGAACUUUGCACACUUCGACCAGAUUUACUACGGCCUCAAUCAGAUUGUGAUGUCUGCCAAUCACAUAAAAUUCGACACUGAAAUGAUCUACUGCCCUAGGCGUCGUCGCGUCUUGUGCCCCGGUUGCUCCAGGGUGUUGGGCACUUUCCUAUCGAAUGCCGUGUGCCUCCAUGCGGAUGCCCUGCGCAUGGGUACUCGUGUGUCCCCUGCAGCUCCACUGGAUUUCAACGAGCUUCUUGGCCACAUCACGCCUACACAGCUGAUGUUGCGACUGUUGAAACAUGUCGACAAAUCACGCCUGUUUCUGAAGACUGUGCGCCCCGAUGGCCAGAUUCAUUACCUUCUCAUGAUGACGGAAUUGAAGAAAUUAACGUUUCUGCGCUCGAAACUAUCGCUUUCUAGUAAGCUCGAUCCGAAACCAGUCAAUUUCCCGGAUGGGGACACCAGUAGCGAGUGCGGAAACAGUACGGAGAGCAGCAGCGACGGCAUAGAGAACGAUGAUAGUAUGAACAGCAGCAGCUCUACCUCCAUUGAUAAAGAUUCACCGAAUCUCUCCAGCUCCACGCCCCGACCACCACGGAAGAUGUUUGGGAAACACGAUGGUCGCGAAACUGAACGCACCGCCUCCACACCGUAUAAGCCCAUUAACUAUGUGUAUCUGACACCUUAUAAUGGCUGCCGUGUUCAAUAUAUCUUCGCCAGCAAUGAUUCAGAGCUACGCGAUAUUCAAAAUACCGUCGACAACUGGCGCGACAAUAAUAUGCGCUCCCUGCGUAUCUCUUACUCGAUGAUGAUCGACCUGGUCAGUGAACUGAAUGCCAACGAACACAUUGAGGCCGCACUGCAGAAUUCGAUGCCGCCCUUCCGCUCCCAACCGCACCGCUGCAGUCACAUAAUAUUCGAGACCGACGAGGAGUUCUAUGCCACACAGCAGCAACUGGAUGAGGUCCGAGUCCAACCCACUCCGGAUGAGAAUUCUGAAGUCAAUGAAAUAAUAGAUUCUGAUUCUAAGUAA